Molecule: messenger RNA, 2609 nt
Organism: Arachis ipaensis
Lineage: Eukaryota; Viridiplantae; Streptophyta; Magnoliopsida; Fabales; Fabaceae
Product: MYB family transcription factor
Biological process (GO): response to red or far red light; negative gravitropism
Source: RefSeq, a predicted model, not a curated record
AGUAAUAAUAACAAGAGUCGAUGAAUUUUGUCGCAUUUGACAGUGUUUGCAGAAAAGAGCACAAGGACACACUCUCACACGCGCCUUCACUACUUUCAAGCUUUUUCAGCAUGUCAGAACCUCAACUAAAUGUUUCUACCCUUCUCUCUUUCCAACACCAACAUUUCCAUUCACCCUUUUCCCUUCAACUUUCUUCUGGUAAGAUUUUCUCUCUUGCAUCCUCCAACUUGAACACACUCAUGCUUUGUUCAUCCUCAAAAUGUGUCCUUUUUUUGUUAUUAUGUUUCAUUAUCAUGUUUAAUAUUCACUACUUUGAAUCUAAAGACACCCCUUUAUUGGUAAAUGUUAGAUAGUGCUUUAAGUAGUGAAAAUCUUGCUUCUUUUGUUGUUUUCUAAUAAUCUAAUGUCUUUGAAUUUGCUUCUUUGUGUGAAGAUUUUGUGGAUGGUUGGUUUUAGUUGUAUUUUGAAGCAAAGCUAGAACUUUGUUAGGGAUUGAUUGGUCUUUUUAUGAGUUUAGAAAGUUUUUGAUAUUUUUGGGAUGGAAUGUUCAAACACCAAACUCAUAAAACCAAACCCAAACAUAUCAGAAAUUGUUAGCAAGUUGGCAAAAGUGUGCACAUUGAAAUCCAUUGGGGUGUUCUCAUCUGAACUCCCCAAUCUCCAUCACUUGCACAAACCUGUUUGUGAUAAUGCCUCAGUGAGUGGAAACACUAGUAGUGUUGCAAGUGAUGAUAAUAGGAGCCAUGGACAGAAAAUCCAUCCACAUCCCAUUGAAUUUGAGGUGCCUAAAGGUGAGGGUUUUUGUGCUGGUUUGGAGAUCAUGAAGAUCUUCGAUGUUGUUUCGGCUAUCAAAUUGGCUUAUCUUGAGCUCCAACAAGCUCAUAUACCUUAUGACCCUCACAAGGUUGUUUCUGCUGAUAAAAGAGUAAGUGCUGAGCUUGAGAAGCUUUGCAAGUUCAAGGUUGAAUAUAAGGAGAAGCAAUGCAGGAUUGCAAUGUUAAAUGCCGGGAGAUUUGAUCGCUUACGAUCUGAAAUUAAGGCCAAGGAAGCAUUGUUGGGGAAGCUUAAGGGUAAGAACAAUGUUAAAGACUCUAAGAUUCUUCGGUUGCGACAAGAGCUUCAUGAUUUGGAGAUGGUGAAUAAGAAUCUGACAGAGAAGAUCAAGAGGAUAAAUAAGAUGAAGAAUGCAAGUGUUUCAAGUGUUGCUAAGUUCCAUGAGGUCUUCGAGGCUUCUUCAAUGUCCAUUCAUGAUUUUGCAAAACCGUUGAUUAGCUUGAUGAAGGCUUCAGGUUGGGACUUGGAUGCUGCAGCAAAAUGGAUUGAGAAUGAUGCUGUUUAUGUCAAAAGGGGAGACAAGAAGUAUGCUUUUGAGGCCUACAUUGCUCGCAGAAUGUUUCAUGGGGUGUCCUUAAGAUCUUAUGAUGUUGGUGAUGUUGUGAAGUUUGAUGAUCCAAUUGAUGCACUGAUGGAGAAUCCAGACUCAGAUUUCUCUAAAUUUUGCAGAACAAAGUAUCUUCUGGUUGUUCAUCGCACAAUGGAAGAGUCUUUCUUUGGAAAUUUGGAUCACCGGAGUUUGGUAUCAAACGGCAAGCACCCGAGAACAGAGUUCUAUCAAUUAUUCACGAAAAUGGCUAAAUGGGUUUGGGUUUUGCUAGGUUCUGCAGCAUCAAUAGACCCCAAUGCAACCAUGUUUUAUGCAGACAAUGGAAGCAUGUUCUCAAGUUUGUACAUGGAAUCUGUCAAUGUGGAAAGAGAGAUUGCAGAACAAGGAACCUACAGUGUUCAGUUCAUGAUCAUGCCUGGCAUUAAAAUCGGACAAACAUUGGUGAAGUCUCAAGUUUAUAUCUCAAAACAAUCUGAAGCUUUGUAGUAGUCUUUUUAGCUGGUAAUUCUUGUUCUGUACAAGAAUUUCUUUAGUGGUAGCUUAGCUGUUCAAGAUAACCAUGACUACUAGGUUGUGUUAGAGACUUAAUCCAUCAGUUUAGUUCUUGUAUCCUGUAAUCUCGUCUGCAUCCCGAUGAUUAGGAUCUUGAUGUGUAUAUGCUUGUUCUGACUGUUUCUAAUUAGUAAUUUCUAUCUUUUGCCAAAGAUGAUAGAUGCAAUUGAUAACAAAUGACCUCGUAUUCCACAAGGAUGCAAGUUAAAUUCUUGCUGCCAAUGUGAAGAACAAUUUGGUGAGCAAUAUAUAAGCACUAAGUGUCUCUGCAAACGUUUAAGGAGCCUAGAAGCAUGCUUUGACUUUGGUAGGAUGAUUGAUGUCACUUUUGUGCAUCAAGGGAAAAGUUUCUUUCUAUAUUCUCUUCUUUGUUCCUUUCUUUCUUAUUUAUUGAUUGAUUGAUUUAGCUAAUUUUUUUUCCCCGUAAUCUCCCUUAGUUUAUGUGCUGAUUUGUCUGUGUUUUCGGAUAUGCUACUUGCUGCUUCAUUUUCAUUUCCAUCUCAAAUUAAUGUAGAUGUAUCAUUACCUAGAAUUUCAUGUAAAAAAAAAAAGAAAAAAAAGUAAAUUACCAUUUUUACCCACAAAUGUUUCAAACGUUGACAAAUCUAUCCAUAAAAAAUAGAAACGAUCAUUUUUACCAACAACAAAAUUAUUCAAACAAUGAAAAAUUACC